AUGGCAGAGAUGCAGGAGAAGAACGUCCUUGGGGAUUCCCAGGAGAAGCUUACACGCCAGCCUGAAGACAAGGAGACUCAGGAAGCAAGGCCUGAAAGUCCCACAGAGCCAACAGGAGCUAAAAAUUUGGGUGAAAAGACACAGGACGCCUCUCAACCGCCCAAUAAGCUAGAUCCGGCACAUUCAUUUCCAGCGCCGGGGACCGAGUCUCAUGGUAUUUAUACGAAUUGGCAGUUUAUAAUUGUUUUUGUUUCAAUCUCGUUGGGUUUCAAUGCAUCUUUUCUAGGAACGGUUAAUAGCUGGAAUGGAGGACAGGUUUUUCUUCCAGCGAUGCUCCUACUUCGGCGCAUAUACAACCUUCUCAGACCCAUUAACUUACUCGCAAUUUCAGCCGGUGUCAACGUGGCCAACGUUGCCGACGGGCUAGAUCUGGCCCAGAUGGCACACGGUGUGAACACCACACAGCUCGAGUCAAGCCUAUUUCCGGAUGAUAUGUUCUGGGGGGUUGUGCACACAAACCCGCAAGAGUUUGCCUCGGGGUUCAACUUCACUGGCAUCGCACGGAGUCUGAACAUGGGAGAGAUUCUGCCAUCGAUUAACGUAACGCAGAUUGCGUCAGGCCUUCAGAUGGCAGACCUUGUAUCCGGUCUCAAUGUCACAAAUUCAGUGCCGGCUGCGUAUAACGAAUUUCCUGCCGGUGUGCAUGACUUGAGGUCGGCGCUCUGGAUUUAUCCCACUUUGAUGUUUACCCAGACGCUCAGUUCUGUUUUCUUCGGGCGUCUCUCGGACUAUGUUGGUCGUCGGUGGAUUUUUCUUUUCGGAAACGCGGUGUCGCUCGCCGCAUUCCUCGCAGCGGGACGCUCUGACCAGGGCGUCAACAUGACUGGCUUGAGUGCUCUCUUGGGAAUUGGUACAGGGAUUCAGGUCCUUGGGCCCUGGCUGGCACUGGCCGAACUGGUUCCUGUCCGCCAGCGGUUCACGGUAACAGGGCUCUGUCUGAGUCUUCUUGGUCCCCUACUAGUUUUGCAUGUCAUUGUUGUUUCUGCACUGGAACGGAACACAAGCGAAGGAUGGAGAUGGGGCUAUUAUAUUAAUGCAAUCUUUUCGUUCGCUUCAUUAAUAGGGCUGUUCAUUGCAUAUCAUCCGCCAACAUAUCACCAAUUGCACAACCAUCCCGUCGACGAUCCUCCAGUCAAAGACUGGCUGGGCCUGUCUAUAUUUACCACUGCUAUUGCGAUGGUCACUUAUUCCCUCGGCUGGGGAAAGUUUAUCUGGGUUUGGUCCGCUCCCCAGACAAUCGCCGUUAUCACAAUAAGUGGUUUUGUAUUGCUUGCGUUUUUGGUAUAUGAAUACAACUACGGCAACGACCACAAUGCUUACCCAGCCUACUUGAUGCGAAGUCUCACACAUGUGUCGCAGAUGGCUCUCGCGGGGUUGCAUUCACUUGUCUGGUGGUUUGCACCUAUAGCUCAACUGGUCGUCUUUUUGACAGUGACGCCUCGAUUUGGCCUACAAGGAGCAUGGGAGAACUUGUGGGCCGCUGGGCUGGUAGCCGGCUUUUUGCUGGCUUCUCUAACAUUGAUCCAGCCAAAGUACCUCAAAUGGCACGUCGCCGUGGGUGCAGUCUUUGGGAUGGGAUUCCUUGCUUGCCUCAGGGCCUUGAUCCAUACAAAUCAGUAUCGCCUAAGCAUGGCGUUCUUCUUUCUGGCAGGCCUGGGGCACGGAUAUGUGACGGUGGUCCUGUACGUGACAGGACCCAUGUCCGCUCAUAAGCGCGAUAUGGGGCUCGUCGUGGGUCUGGUGUCGGCUUACAGAAAUAUGAUCUUCUCUGUCAUCCGUAAGACUCGAACUUCUCUAUUGUACGUCAAUCAACUGAUGGGCAAGAUGCAAAGGAUCCUACUCCCAGCAUUCGCAAAGGCAGGGCCCGUACCAAAAACUUUAAGAAGCAUCUUAGAUGGUAUCGCAGAGGUCCAAGCGACUGGUGAUAUGCGCGCACUGACCCAGCUUCCUAUUACGAAGACAAUGACCAAUGCCCUGGCUACGACCUGCGGGCGAUCGUGGCAGUACGUCAUUGUGCUCGCUUAUAUAUACUUCUUCGUUGUCAUGAUUUAUAGUUUUGUGGCGCCUAGCACUGACAGGUACCUGUCUGACCGGGUGAAUGUUCGUUUAAACCGUGGUGGUUUGGACUUGGGUGGUUUCUUGCGGCUGCCAUCGCUGAAGGGCAAGGCGCCUCAGGAGAAGGCACCUCAUGAGCAGACACCUCAGGAAAAGACGCCUCAAGAACAGGUAUCUCAGGAACAGGCGCCCCAGAUGCAGGCGCCUCAGGAACCGAAAGAAGAAAAUUGA
Messenger RNA from Aspergillus candidus, 2346 nucleotides. RefSeq lists its product as uncharacterized. Gene Ontology annotation, biological process: transmembrane transport. The coding region runs from base 1 to 2346 and encodes 781 amino acids. Gene Ontology annotation, molecular function: transmembrane transporter activity. NCBI's taxonomy places the organism in Eukaryota, Fungi, Ascomycota, Eurotiomycetes, Eurotiales, Aspergillaceae. The record is from RefSeq and is a predicted model, not a curated record. The transcript is spliced from 8 exons.